UCUUGCCCCUGAAUAUAUAAAAGCUGCCGAGAACCUUAAAGGUCUUGUGAAAGUAGCCGCAGUUAACUGUGACGACGAGGCUAAUAGAAGGAUUUGUGCUACAUAUGAUGUUCAAGGUUUUCCGACUAUCAAACUUUUUCCGAGUAAACCAAUUGAAGAUGAGAAUGUUGUUGGAAGAUUUACAAAAAAGCCUAAAGAUUAUCUUGGAGCACGAACUGCUAAAGCAAUUGUCGAUUUUGCUCUCCCAGAGAUACCAUCUUUCGUGCAUAUAAUCUCCAACAGUUAUUCUAUAAGUAGAGCUUUAACAAUGGAUGAAUUUUUCUCCAAAGAGAAUGAUACUCUUUCAAAAGUGGUUCUUUUUACUAAUAAGGACCAAACAACACCUCUCUACAAAGCUCUUUCUUGCGAAUUUCAUAAUAGACUUAUAUUUGGUGAGGUCAAAGAAAAAGAGUCUGCUAUUGCCGAGAAAUUUGGAGUUGAUAAAUUUCCAAAGUUAUUUGUUAUUCCAAAAGGAAUUGAUCCUGAAAUAUAUGAAAUCACAACCCAAUCUGAAUUAGAGUCCCAAUGUCUUUCAAAGCCAAUUGGCCUUUGUGUAUUCUCAUUCCUCAUACUUGAACCAGAGUAUCCAGAAUCUGUUGCUGAUCAUUCUAGUAAUCUUGAAAUUCUUCGUAAAGUAAAAAAAAAAUUCCAUGAUCAAAAUAACGUUGAUAAAAAACUUAGUUUACGAUUUUUCUGGUUUAAUGCCUUAUCAAAGGGUGCUAAGAAAUUGAUAAAAGAUUUUAAAUUAUCGGAUAUGUUUCCAAGUUUAAUGAUUCUUAAUCCAAAUCGAAAAGUUUAUCGACCUCAUAUUGGUCCAUUUGAUGAAGAAGGGAUUGUAAAGUUUUUGAAUGAUAUUGCAAAAGGACGCGGAAGUAGUUAUGAAUAUGGUUUUGAUGUUUUUAUUGACGAGAAAAUCACAAAGAAAGACGAUGAAAAGAAAGUUGAGAAGGAAGAUGGUGAAAAGAAAGAUGAUGAAAAGAAGGCUGAGAAGAGAGAUGAUGAAAAGAAAGAUGAUGAAAAGAAGGUUGAGAAGAAAGAUGAUGAAAAGAAAGAUGAAGAAAAGAAAACUGAAGAAAAGAAAACUGAAGAAAAGAAAUGUGGUAUAGAUGAGUUAGGAAAAGAUGGUGUUUGCAGUGGGGAUACACAUAAAACAGAGAGUAAAUCUGAUGAGAAAGAUAAGCCUAAAGAUCAUGAUGAGUUGUAA
Messenger RNA from Dentiscutata heterogama, 1243 nucleotides. The record is from the annotation of a GenBank genome assembly. NCBI's taxonomy places the organism in Eukaryota, Fungi, Glomeromycota, Glomeromycetes, Diversisporales, Gigasporaceae.